GAAGUGCGUGCGCUCGGCCUUUCCGCGUCCCUCGCGGCGGGCGUCAGGGCGCAGUGGCGUGGUCCGCGCCGAGGGUUCACGGCCAACUGCUUCUUCGCCGGCCCCGACGCCGCCGCGCUCGCUGCUGCUCCGCGAUCGAGGGAAGAUGGUGGGCCGGAACAGCGCCAUCGCCGCGGGUGUCUGCGGGGCUCUUUUCAUCGGGUACUGCAUUUACUUCGACCGCAAGAGACGGAGUGACCCCAACUUCAAGAACAGGCUUCGAGAACGAAGAAAGAAACAAAAGCUUGCCAAGGAGAGAGCUGGACUUUGCAAGUUACCUGACCUUAAAGAUGCUGAAGCUGUUCAGAAAUUCUUCCUUGAAGAAAUACAGCUUGGUGAAGAGUUGCUAGCCCAAGGCGAAUAUGAGAAAGGUGUAGACCAUCUGACAAAUGCAAUUGCUGUGUGUGGACAACCACAGCAGUUGCUCCAGGUGUUACAGCAAACUCUUCCACCACCCGUGUUCCAGAUGCUUCUGACCAAACUUCCAACAAUUAGUCAGAGACCCCACAGAGCUCCUGAGCCCUUCCAUCAUGUGAGUACAUAGUGAGCAGUUGACGGUCUGCAACCCGGAAGAAGAUUCUCACCAGAACCUGACCAUGCUGGCACCUUGAUCUUGGACUUCCAGCCUCCAGAACUGUGAGAAAUAAAUGUCUGUUGUUUGUAAGCCACCCAGCCCGUGUUAGCCCUCAUAGAUUAAGACAACCCCUUGAGUAAUUAGGCCAGUCAACAGGCCAGUUAGCUGGCCCAGGCGUCUGGGGGAGCAAACACUUAAAUUCAGACUGAGUCUUGAAGAGGGGGCCGGAGCAGGUGGGAGCGACAAGAAGGUAAGGUGGAGGGAGAGAGGCUGAUCAGGAUGGUCAGUGGAGUGGGAGGUGCUGGUGGGGGUGGGGGAUGAGGCUGGAGAGAAGCAGGGUCAACGUUUGAGAGAACGACAUGGUGGGCCCGUGUCCUGGAAAGGCGUUAAGCUUGACCGAGGGCACACCUGAGGCCUGGGCUUAUGGAGGGGCCACAGUAUUGCUGAGAUAGGCUGGUGGCAUAGCUCUAAAGGAGCCCUCGGUGAGGCAGUAGGACUGGAUCUGGACCAAAUCAGAGCCUCCACAGGGCUGCUUGGAGGAUCCAGAGGAAGCUGACACAGGGCCACGUUCUGAAGGGAGGUGGCCCGUUGGAGAGCUGGAUGCAGUGGACGCCCUCUUGCUCACAUCACGGAAUCCAUUCACAUGACCCCAGGCUGCCGUGUAGGGAAUGAGUACAUGAAUGUAGUAGAGCCAUUAGGAGGUUCCUUCACUGCUCCAGGGGUGAGGUGAUGGUGAGGAGGUGGCCACAACGUUUGCAGCAGGUGCUGACGAUAAAACCAUCCUUGCUGAUGUCAAGAGUGAGGGGGCAAGAGGGUAGUUAAGGAUGACUGGGGUGCUUUGCUCUGAAUAGGAGUGUCAUUUACUGAAGUAAGGAAUGGGGGCACAUAGGAGUCUGAGGAUCUGGAGUGAUGUCUAGGCUAGAGAUACAAAUCUGAGGAUCAUCAGGAAGAAAUGACAUUUUAGGCGACAGAGUGAGAGCACUUGGCCCCAGGGUUGGUCCUCUGGCUCUAGAUGACUUUCUGAGGAUUUUUUGCUGCAAAGGAAAGCAGAGAAAUGGGGAGUGUGGUGGGUUGAAUUGUGUCCCCUCCAAAGAUGUUGAAGUCUUAAGCCCCAGUACUCAUGGAUGUGACCUUAUUUGGAAAUAAGGUCUUUGGAGAUGAGGUCAUUAGGAUGGGCGUUAAUCCAGUAUGACUGGUGGUCUUAUAAAAAGAGGGUUUGGACACAGAGACAGACACCUACAGAGAGAAGAUGAUGUGAAGAGACACAGAAGGGUGAUGGCCAUUGACAAGCCAAGGAGAGAGACCUGGAACAGCUUCUCCCUCCCAGUCCUUAGAAGGAACCCACCCUGCUGACACCUUGAUCUUGGACUUCUGGCCUCCAGAACUGUGAGACAAUAAAUUUCUCUGGUUCAAGUGGUCCAGUCUGUGGUACUUUGUUACAGCAACCCUAGCAACUACUCCUGGGAGGUAGCUGAGACAGACAUGGGGUUUACUGCAGGUCUUUUAAGAGGGGCAUAGAACAAUAUGCUUAUAGGAAAAUGGGAGUGAUCUGGGGUUGAGGGAAAAUGGGGGAUGUGGGCGAGCAAAGAGAUGAGUCUCUGAAAAGACCAGGUUCUGUGUAUCUUGGCCCUUUGCACACAUGGCCCCCAGACUCUGCCACCUGCCCAGGCCUCACUGGAUAGGCCACCUCUCUAGGGAGCCUGGAACUGCCCCCUGUGCUCCAGACACACUCACCAUUUCCCCAUUCAUGCACUUUCCACCCACUGCCCAGUGUGCUCUGGGAGGGACCAGGACUCAGGAUGCUGAGCCUAACAGAGUCCAGCCACGGGAGGGGCUCUGUGAACACACUUAACACAGAUGGAUGUGAGGUCCUCCUGGAAUGUUUUUGUCCCCAUGGCACUGGUUUUAGAACUCAUUUUGGAAAUUGGUCCUGGCACGUUCCUGUCUCUCCAGAUCAACGUUGGUUUUGUCCUGUGUUUAUUCAAUACUUCGGGGGUUAUAAAUCUGGAGACAGCUCCACCAGGAACUUUUAACUGGGGCCGACCCUGUGAACUGUGUAACCUUGAGCAAGCUACUUAACCUCCAUGACCCUUGGUUUUU
Mirounga angustirostris (Northern elephant seal) is the source of this 2713-nucleotide messenger RNA. RefSeq names its product translocase of outer mitochondrial membrane 20 (gene TOMM20). Lineage: Eukaryota; Metazoa; Chordata; Mammalia; Carnivora; Phocidae. Gene Ontology annotation, biological process: tRNA import into mitochondrion; protein targeting; protein import into mitochondrial matrix. The record is from RefSeq and is a predicted model, not a curated record. The transcript has 5 exons. Gene Ontology annotation, molecular function: transmembrane protein transporter activity. Bases 146 to 583 code for a protein of 145 amino acids. Gene Ontology annotation, cellular component: mitochondrial outer membrane translocase complex; mitochondrial outer membrane.